CUAUCGCAGUGGACGUGCCGCGCGCGGACGCUUCCGUUCGGUAUUUAAAAACGGGGAAAAAGCGCGCGAAGUUAUGGACCGAUCGAAUCGGGAAUAGUAACCUUAAUUUGUUUGUUGUUUCCGGCCAGUAUUUUAUUACACUUUUUUUUAUUAUUUACUUUUUUAAUUAUUUAAAGUUAUUCCAAUACCAAGAAAUUUUACCGCGUACAGAAUUAAAUGAAGAGCGAAUAUUAUCGCGAGGUCAAAUUUCUUCCGAUGUUUUCGUAACUUUGUAUUAAUAAGAAGCGGUCGUGAUAAGCAAUCGCGGUCGAGUGCAAAUGUCGCCGAUAGCGCAUCGUAGCGCCAACUGGUAUGUUCUAAUGAAUUUUAGAGCUGUGCAGUUAUUUACUAAUGGACGGUAAACCUCGUCCCUUCGCGGAAUCCGUUGAUUCAUACACCGGUUAUCGCUUACUGUGUGUUUUGAGCGACGUCGGGGACAAUGUGCGAAGUGGCAAGUUGGAUUCCGAGCGCUGUGGCGGACACACUGCGCGCGCAGAGCUCCUCACAGCCUGUCAUCGCGUGGCUGCAGGUCCUGCGAGACUCCAUUGAAGAAUACGACCCUCUAAUCGCUGUGAGACCACCAUCUCCAGAGUACGAAGACUCUGACUGUUCUAGCACCACUCCAGACAGCGCUUUCGAUGAAAUCCUCUCUCAAUUAGGCAAAGAGAUCUACAAGCUAGACGAGUAUCAAAGAAACUUAGUUCCAGGUGAAAAAGAAGUUUCCUUAAGCAUUCUCAAUAUUUUUGACGAAUGCAUUCAGGGAAUGCACGAAAAUGAUAAAAAUAAUGAACUAAAAGCAGUUGAAGAAGUUGAUGAAAAUUGUGUUAACAGUGUUGAGGAGUGCAGUGACGGUGAAUCGACGUUGUCUGACGUCUCGUUCGUAACCAGCACUCCCGCUAGGAGUGCUAAUGUGGCUAGUGACGCGAACAGUGACGUAAACAACAUAUUCGAUAGGGGUGAUGGUAAGCCGGUGCCGCCGCCGCGUGUGAAACUGAAAACGCCGUCAUCUACGUCAUCGGCGUACGACAACAUAGAUUUGAAGACUCAAAACACAAUAAUGGAGGUGGCAAAGAGGCUAGAGUCUGACAGCGACAGUGAAAGCACGUGUUGGAGCUACAAGGAGUGCAGUUCCGAUACGGAAAACGAAGGUAGAGAUGCGUACGCGAAGGUAUGGUCACACUCCAGUGGGUUUCACAAUUCGGACGAAAUCUUGAGGCGGGUGCUGUCGCAGAACCACGCGACCGUGUCUAGAUUGUCUUUCGAUUCGGCAAACGACUUCGAGCCGCAGCAGUAUUCCGUGUACGCUCUAGAAGAGGUGGGAGGCAGGUGCGUCGAAAACGAAAUGCCAGUCGUCGCUAUGACACCGGAGCGACCGACGGACGACGGCUACGAACCCGUCCGCGACGCUAUCACCGACGAGAACAUUUACGAGGAGAUCGAAUACGGAUUGAGUUAUACAGAUGAGGGAUGCUCGUGCGGUGGCAGUGUGGAAGUCGAGAGCUGCUCCAUUAGUGCCAGUUCCGAGGGGGUCGGCAGGGAGAGUCCUUUGUACGAAAACCUUAAGGACCACGACGCGUACGCCAUUCCUCCAGACGUCAUUUUCUGGAAGGAGCGAAUCCUCGGCGACCCGUUUUACAACGACGAUGAAGAAGAUGAAUGGAUCACACCAGAAGAAUGCGCAGAGUACAGUCGGGACGCGCGGCCGCCGCUGGUCAUCCCUCGCAUCUCUCAGUACAGGCAGCCGCGAAUACAGAGGACACAGCACCCAUAUGUAGAGGACACGAUCCAGGAAUCCACCCCGGUCCGGCCGUUGGGCAGGCCGUAUGAGCGUCUUCAAGACUGGAGCCCGACGUCAGAGCGGGGCCGCGCCGAGCUGGAGAGGAGCUUCAGCAAGGCUAGCUCUGACAGCCCUCCGAUCGCGAGGAUCAAUAAGAGAUUAGGUAACUCCACGGAAAACCUCCUGUACCCAAAUGUGCGGAGACCCAAUAAUCUGCACCUACCGGCGUCCUCGUCCGGGGACAGCCUGGACGUGGAGAUCCGGGAACGGGAGCCGGGUCACGUGAGGAGUCGGAAGUCCAGGUCCAUGGUCCAGCCCAAACACAGGAUGCGGUCGCCUGUGCCGGCACCAAGGAUGUUGAUUCCCCAGCAAUCUGAGAUGCCAGUGGUCUACGAGGGCGCAGUGAAACGCACGAAGUUCUCGGAGAACGGGAAGAAGAGCAAGAAGAACUGGAGCGACUGCUACGUGGUGCUCACGCAGACUGGGCUCAUCUUCUACAAGGACCAGAAGACUUAUUAUGCUUCUAAGGCGCCGAAGCCGGCGGGGUCGCCGCCGAGCCCCACGGCGCCGCGCGCGGAGCUGGUGCUGCCGCUGCGGCACGCCAGCGUCGACUUCUGCAUGCAGAUGCACACUAGGAGGUACACGAGGUCGCUGUUGAUCUCUGUGGGCCGCGACCAGUACCUGCUGCAGGACGACACCGACAAGGGCGCUGAGAAAUGGCUCUUCAACAUCAAGACCAUCAUACACAAAUUGGGUCCCCCCCUGCCCGACGAUCUCAGCGUGAACCAGUUGAGGAACAGCAACACCGACCUGGAGAGCUUGGGUCGUACUCCUCCACCCUUGAGACACAACAACAGAGGCAAGAAACAAGUGGGAGGCAGCAGUAACGAAGAUCUCAGCGACACAACAGAGGUUUCCAUCCAAAAAUCUCAUGUGAAGAGCAGAUUAAAGAAGUUCUUCGCGAAACGACCCGCCAUGGAAGUUCUAGUCAAGAAAGGGAUCUACAAAGAUGAGCCAGUCUUCGGCCGUAAGCUCGACGAGGUGUGUCCGACAGAGAAAGGAGUUCCACGUGUGCCAAAUUUCGUGGUGGCUUGUAUCAAGGAGAUUGAGAGUAGCGAAGAAAACAUGUGCACAGAUGGGUUGUAUAGAGCCAGCGGGAAUCUUAGUCAAGUGCAGAGGAUAAGACUACAGGUGGACCAGAACGACCUGGGCGCGAUCGAGAACAGCAGCGACAUCCACGUGCUGACCGGGUCCCUGAAGCUGUUCUUCAGGGAGCUGAAGGAGCCGCUCAUACCCUGCGCUCUGUUCGACAGGGUGCUCGCCGCGUGCUCAAUAAAACCGAGAGAAGCAAAGAUUAAAGAAUUUCGGGACAUCAUUCAAGCAUUACCCCAAUGCAACAGAGAAACUCUGAAAUACCUAUUGGAACACUUAUUAAGGGUGACACAAUACAGCGAACACAACCGAAUGCACACGGCGAACCUCGCCAUCGUGUUCGGGCCCACACUGCUCUGGGCGCCCGCGGAACAAGCGCACAACAUCGCCAUCGACUGCAUCCAACAAAACAAUGUCGUUGAGGUCCUCCUAAACGACUUCAAGGAAAUAUUCGCUGAAGACACCAAAACCAAGAAGAAAGCGUGACUCUGAAGUCACCAGUCUCUCCGGAUAAACUUUUGAGCCCCAAGAACUCUUUUCUUAGUAAAACUUCUCUUUACUGGAUUUGAGUGAAGACAUGGACUUCCCUAUUGAAUAUCAUCAAAUUGGUAUCGUGCAAAAUAUAUUACCAAUACGAAUAGUGAAGCAUGGCUAUGCUGUAUAGUUGUGUUAUUCAAGUGUAUUCGAUUUAUAAGAGUGCUAAUAACCAGUUUUAAAAUAUAAAAGGGCAAUAUUAAAAUAUUUUAGGAAAUUCGUAUAUAUGGAUGAUGUGAUACGUGAAGUUAGGUCGGUCCAUUAGUGAAUGUUAUUAUUAUUAUGAUCUCGGUCACAAAUUUCGAAAUUGUUUCUCUGUAUAUUUAACUUAUCAAAGCUAAGGCGCUAUGUGUAAUAUAGAUAUUAAAAAACUAAGUACAAUUCAUUUCAGUAGCAAUCUGCGGAUAUAAUGUGAAUAUUGAGUGUAAAGUUUGUUUAACUAGAUAUCCAAGAGUGAGAUGCGAGACUACUCAUUUUGACAUUAUUUAUUACAUUUGCAAAUUUACUCGCUCAAACACAUAGCCUUUACGCUGGGAUGAGUAAAAACCUAUUUUUAUUUUAUUUCAUUUUCUUUAUUCAUCCAAAUACGCGUUGUGAUCCUAAAGCAAUAUUAUUACGGAAAGACUGCGAGAGGCUCUAGAAAUAAAGUAUAUUGAGAUGACGUUAUAGAUAAUGUUAUACGUGUAUCUAGUGUUAAAGAAAUGUUAUUUUCGUGUGAUGUAGAUGUUAAAGAGAUAUAUCCAGAUUGAUGCAUUAUUUUGGGGCCAAAUUUGUAUAUACGCGUCCAACUAAUAGGCUUGAAGCCAGAUCGGUCUCGUGUGCCUUAAGCAGUGCGUUGGUAUGUAAAUAUUCAUCAUGGAUGAUUGAAAUGUAUGUGAUAAUGUAUGUUGUAUAUUUUUCCUUGUUUUUUUUUUUAUAGGCUUGCAAAGUGACGGUCUAGUCGUUACACCUAAACAUUGCCUUUAGGGGUCAGUUCAGAUGCUGAGAAAGGACCAGAUUUACUAAUAUUUAAUGUACCAAAAGUACAAAAACCUGUGAAUGAUUUCCAGAUAUACACUUCAAGUAAACAAGAAAGAUUUUAUACAUUACAUACAUACUGUUUUGUCAGUUCCAAUCCUAGAAAUAGUAAUUGCUUACAAACGCGCAAGGACAUAUAAGGCUGUUGAUUUAAAUGUUAUUAUUUUUUUGUUUGUGCACUAAUUUCUCCUAUUUUAUUUCCAGAAAUCUUUAAAUAUAUGAAUCGUAAAUUAUAUUGUGCUGUAUUGAAUGGUAAUAAGGUCCUUUUUCAGUAACCUACGUACAUAAAAAAAAUAUACUUGUAUCAGUUUUCUUUUGAACCCUGAACUAGCCUUUAUUGGGUGAAAUACAGUAAAUAAAUACUCAAGCGUGUUGAAAACGAACAGAAUUGUAGUGUCUAAAGUAUAACAUAAUAAUAAGCUAGGAACCAAAGUUUGUAUUUUUCGGCUGAUAGUAUAUUUUACAUAUAUUUGUUGCGUAGUUAGAUAUUAUAAUGAAUUAUGUUAACGCCAAUUUAUGCUUGAAAUUUAAAUAGACAAUGAUGUUACAUCAAAUAAAAUUCACAUAUUUUAAC
Messenger RNA from Plodia interpunctella (Indianmeal moth), 5093 nucleotides. RefSeq names its product rho GTPase-activating protein 9-like. The coding region runs from base 479 to 3454 and encodes 991 amino acids. Lineage: Eukaryota; Metazoa; Arthropoda; Insecta; Lepidoptera; Pyralidae. The transcript has 13 exons. Gene Ontology annotation, cellular component: cytoplasm. The record is from RefSeq and is a predicted model, not a curated record. Gene Ontology annotation, biological process: signal transduction; regulation of GTPase activity.